AUGAUCACUUCGAAGCUUGUAGCCACCAUAUCGGUGAUAUGUCUCGGAUCGUUCCAGUUUGGGUACCAUAUGGCCGAAUUGAACCUGCCUGAGUCAAUUCUUUCGUGCGAAGUUUCAAAACCUGGUCGAAUUCCAUAUGAAGAAUCUUGGUUUGGAAGUAGGGGGUUUUCCAGAUGUAUUCCAUUAACAACUCUGCAAGUUGGUAUGGUCACAUCGAUAUUUGGCAUUGGGGGUUUGGUAGGUUCACUUUAUAUUGGAUCGGUUUCCGAUAAAUAUGGUCGAAAGCGAGCAUCCUUGGUUCAUUGUCUUCUCUAUCUCAUUGGCUCAACUAUGAAUGGAACCGCCAAUGGCUACUGGACCAUUGUUUUGGGUCGGUUUAUUGCUGGGCUUGGUGCUGGCGCGGCAUUGGUCAUCACAUCAAUCUUUAUCAACGAAAUUGCUCCAACAAACUACAAAGGUGCAAUGGGAGCAAUGAACCAGGCAUCGGUCAAUUUGGGCAUUUUUGUUCACCCAGGUGUUGGCGUUGGCAUGGUGUGA
Molecule: messenger RNA, 537 nt
Organism: Meyerozyma guilliermondii ATCC 6260
Lineage: Eukaryota; Fungi; Ascomycota; Pichiomycetes; Serinales; Debaryomycetaceae
Exons: 1
Coding region: 1-537 (178 amino acids)
Biological process (GO): monosaccharide transmembrane transport
Cellular component (GO): membrane
Molecular function (GO): hexose transmembrane transporter activity
Source: RefSeq, a predicted model, not a curated record